Oxyura jamaicensis (ruddy duck) is the source of this 3423-nucleotide messenger RNA. RefSeq names its product polypyrimidine tract binding protein 3 (gene PTBP3). Bases 284 to 1849 code for a protein of 521 amino acids. The record is from RefSeq and is a predicted model, not a curated record. The transcript has 15 exons. NCBI's taxonomy places the organism in Eukaryota, Metazoa, Chordata, Aves, Anseriformes, Anatidae. Gene Ontology annotation, biological process: mRNA processing; regulation of RNA splicing. Gene Ontology annotation, cellular component: nucleus. Gene Ontology annotation, molecular function: mRNA binding.
GUGAGGUAAAGCUGAAAGGAAAGCCACAUUCUGUGUGAACAGCAAUGUUUAAGGGAGGGGAUGAGAGGAGAAGAGCUUGUCCCUACAUACUGAGAAGGUGAAGAAGAGUUGGGCUGAGGAAUAGAGGCCAGUGCAUGAGAAUGUGUCGUGCAGUGAGAAAUUAUGAGAAACAUUGCUAAGGAAAUGGGGAGGAAACAAAGCACAGACCAGAAAGAAAGGACAAGAGCUGCAGUGUGGACCUGACGAGCUUCUUUCCUCUGGAGUCAGUAAAAGGACUUUUACCAUGAAUAAUUCUGCUCCAGCUACAGCUAAUGGGAAUGACAACAAGAAAUUCAAAGGAGGCAGAUCUCCAUGCUCCCCUUCUCGUGUCCUUCAUCUUCGUCAAAUUCCAAGUGAUGUCACUGAAGCAGAAGUUAUUUCAUUAGGUCUUCCUUUUGGCAAAGUGACCAAUCUGUUGAUGCUAAAAGGAAAAAGUCAGGCUUUUUUGGAAAUGGCUUCUGAAGAAGCUGCUGUUACUAUGGUGAACUACUAUACUCCUGUUACACCUCUCCUCCGCAGUCAGCCUAUUUAUAUUCAGUAUUCCAAUCACAGAGAACUUAAGACUGACAAUCUACCUAAUCAGGCUAGAGCCCAAGCUGCAUUGCAAGCUGUGAAUGCUGUGCAGUCUGGAAGCCUGGCUAUAACAAGUGCUCUUGCUGCUGAAGGUGGACUCCUUCCAGGUCAAGGUUCUGUUCUUCGAAUCAUUGUUGAAAAUCUUUUCUACCCUGUCACUUUGGAAGUGCUGUAUCAGAUUUUCUCUAAAUUUGGACCUGUCUUGAAGAUUAUCACCUUCACAAAGAACAAUCAAUUUCAAACCUUGCUCCAGUAUGCUGACCCAAUCAGCGCAUAUUAUGCCAAAAUGGCUCUGGAUGGCCAAAAUAUCUACAAUGCAUGCUGCACUCUGCGUAUAGACUUCUCCAAGUUAACAAGCCUGAAGGUAAAGUACAACAAUGACAAAAGCAGAGAUUUCACUCGCCUUGACCUUCCCUCUGGUGAUGGCCAGCCAGCCAUGGACUCCACCAUAUCUGCUGCCUUUGGCACCCAUGGUAUCACGUUCCCACCAUAUGCAGGGGCUUCUGGAUUUGCACCAGCUAUGGGCUUUCCGCAUGGUGCUGGUCUUUCCGUUCCAGCUGUUCCUGGAGCACUUGGUUCUCUUGCAGUCACCACAUCUGCAGCAUCUGGACGGAUAACUAUUCCAGGUGUUACUGGUGUUCCAGGAAAUUGUGUUUUACUAGUCAGCAAUCUCAACCCUGAGGCCAUCACACCACAUGGACUUUUCAUCCUAUUUGGUGUGUAUGGUGAUGUGCAUCGUGUGAAGAUCAUGUUUAAGAAAAAAGAAAAUGCUUUGGUUCAGAUGGCAGAUGCAAACCAGGCUCAACUAGCUAUCAGCAACUUGAAUGGACAGAGGCUUUAUGGGAGGGUCCUCCACACUACUCUUUCAAAACAUCAGACUGUUCAACUGCCUCGUGAAGGACAAGAGGACCAAGGUCUGACAAAAGACUAUAGCAAUAGCCCAUUACAUCGCUUUAAGAAGCCUGGCUCUAAGAACUUCCACAAUAUCUUUCCUCCGUCUGCCACCCUGCAUCUCUCCAACAUCCCGCCUUCUGUUUCUGUUGAUGAUCUGAAGAACCUUUUUGCAGGUACUGGAUCUACUGUGAAAGCCUUCAGAUUCUUCCAGAAAGAUUGCAAAAUGGCUCUUAUCCAACUGGGCUCUGUGGAAGAAGCAGUUCACGCUCUCAUUGAGCUUCACAAUCAUGACCUUGGAGAUAACCAUCACCUCCGAGUUUCCUUCUCAAAAUCUACAAUCUGAGUUUUCUGUGAACAUUCUUUUUAAGACAGCAUCGCAGUUUUGGUUAAAAUCUUCAAAUAGAGACUGAAGCAGCUGUGACCAACUCUGCCUCUUAAAAGAAAAAGCUUAUUCAUACAAACAGCAAAGAAUUAGGGGAUGAUCUUUUCUGAUUGUAGCUGCCAGUAUGUGAUCAACAUUUAAUAUUCAUUCAUAAAAAGAUUCUUCUGUGAAAUAUCUUUUAGAAAUAAUAUUUAUCAUCAAUUUUCCUACUUAGAGGAAAAUUACUUUUGAGAAUAUCUUUUUAAUUUUUAUUCCAAAUCAGCCUUACAAAACAUUUUGGAGUGCUUUUACAAUAUACCAAACAAAAAAAAAAAUCUAACACGAUGAGUCUGCUCUACACAUAUUAAACACUAAUUUGAAUGUGAAAUAGUGCUUGGAUUUCUUGAUGAAAAGCAAGCAUUGACUGUGAGUGCCCUCUGAAUAGUAUUUAUGUUACUGAGGUGUGUUCAUACUUCGGCAAAUCUUUACAAUUAACUUUUAAAAAACAAACUGUGCUGUUCAUAUGGGUUAAAUUAUUAGAGAAAAGGCAGUGCCUUCUCUCUGUGGAAUAAAAGAUAUUUGAUGAGUUUCUUCAAGAUGUGAUAUCAGAGUUUUAGCUUGACUUCAUCAUGUAAUGGAAGUUUGAUGUGUUAUUUUUACUAUGAAGUCAUGUUGUGUAAUAGUAUUCUGGAGAAUAUAAGAGGGGAAAAUAGUCCUGAUUUCAAAGAGUUUUUUACAUUUCUUUAAAGAAAAAAAAAAUGUUUACAAUCUUAUAGAAAAUAUUCAGGUCUAUGACGGUUUAAUGAAUUUUUAAGAAGUUAUUUUUGGUAAGGUCAUAUUUGGGGAUGAAAAAUUAAACCUCAGCAGUUUUUUGUACCACUAUGGUUACUGUGUAUUUACUUAAUUUCUUAUUAUGUGCCUUACUAUGUGCUUAUGAUACAAUAGCUUUGAGUUUUAUCUGAAAUAUCUUGAAAAAUGUAUUGUGGGCUUUUCAAAUUUUCUUCUUUCUGUUUUUGUAAAUAUUUUCCUUGCUACUUCAUUUGUAAUUUUAUUUUUUUUUCAGUAAGUAACACUCUGAAUUCUAGUCACUGGUGCUUUGGUAUAGAGAUAGGGCAGAGGUGGGAAAGAGGUUUAACUCAUUGUACAGUCCUGUAGGCCUCUUUGAACUUUGCUGGUUGCAGUUGUCUGAUACCCAUCUUUGACUGAAAAAAAAAAUCCCAGACAGAAAAAUGCACCAAAACAUACAAACAAACAAAAUCUCUACAGAAAGGCAAAAGAGCAAAUUCACUCCAGUUUCUGGACUUUAUCUAACUUUUUGAGAGACAGUGGCUGUAACAGUUUCUCUUCCAGGUUCCUGCAUUUUCAUCCCAAUUUGACCUUAAAGGGUGUUCUUUCCUUUACAGAAAUCAAAAUGUUCAAUUACUGAUUGUCCAUUUCUAUUUGGAGAAUGAGCUGAGAUGCAGUGAGUUUGUGUUGAAAAUACAUAUGAACUUUACUGAUUUCUGACUGUAUUUUAAGAAAAAAUAUGUUUUAAAAUGCUUUUUUUUUAGAAUUUA